AUGAACAUUAGAGAGAAGCUAUUGAGAGUGAGAUAAUCUGCACCACUUUAUAAAUUAUAAACCCCACAUGUGUUAAAGGAGGAAUUUCUGAAUGCAAAUUCAAAAAAAUGGUUGACCAAAGGGAUUGAUAUAACAGAUUACUUUAAUUAUGGAUUUAAUGAUGCCACUUUAAAAUUAUAUAUCCAAAAGCUGAAUAAAUUAACUGAUCUCAAUUUAAGUAAAUUGCAAAAAGAAUAUACUGCUAGAAUUACAGAAUAAAAAGCAUAAAUCUUUAAGGAUAAUAUUCCUAUAGAUUAUGGAGGGCUUGGAAUAAGCUCAGUUUCCGAGUGCUUACCUGAAGAAUUAGAUUGCUAGAAGGAAGCAUUGAUUUUUUAAAGCUUUGAUUAUGAAGGAGAUUUAAUAUUUACUAAUGAAGCAAUCCUCGAUAUCUACAGACAUUACAAAUAGUAUUUAGAAGAGUUGAUAAUAAAAUGUGAUUAUUUUGACUUUGAGACUGUUAUGCACUAUCCAAAGCAAGAAAAUUAAUGGUAAAAAGAACUAGAAAAAUUAUUAAGGAAGGAUAGUAAUCAUUUGAUUGAUGAAGUGUCAGAAAAAAAGAAAAUUAAGCAUGAAAAAAAAAAAUCAAAAAAAGAGAAAAAAUAAAAAAAAGAAAAAAAGAAAAAACACAAAAAGAAAUACUCUGAAGAAGAUCUAAUUUAAAUUGUUCCUUAAUAAAUCAUAGUUAGAUAAGAUUCUAUAUCCAAUGAAUCAAAAUCUAAUAUACUAGAAUGCGAAUUAUAAAUUGAUUCUCUUUCAGAUCAUUUAAGUAAAUAGCCUCAAGAAGAAAUUUAGCUUUCUUCCCCAUCUCCAAUCCCAGAAAUUUAAUAACUAUAACUGCCACAACCAUAAACAUAAGAGCCUAUGAGAUAGAGAAAUCAUAAUUGGCCUAGAAAUUUAAUUCAUGGAAUUCUUUAAGGAAAUAAAAAUUAAUAAAAAAGAUGA
Messenger RNA from Paramecium octaurelia, 981 nucleotides. The record is from the annotation of a GenBank genome assembly. Lineage: Eukaryota; Ciliophora; Oligohymenophorea; Peniculida; Parameciidae.